AUGACCAUUUCAAAACUAAAUUUCAUUAGAAAAUUAGGUGAAGUUGAAAAAUUCUUUACUUCAAUCACAAGAAUUGGACGUUAUAAUAAUUUUAGUUAUAUUGUUGCCAAACAACAAACUUAUUCACCUGAACAAAUCCAUUAUUCAUUAUCUCAAACAAUCAAAUCAAAUCCAAUCUUAGCAAGUGUUGUCUUGAAUGAUUCAAUAUAUUUACCAGAUUCAUUGAAAUUGAAUCAAGUUUAUUCAAAAUGGUCAAACCAUAUCAAAUUGAAUGAACUAUUUUCCAAGAUCAAUGGUAUUAGAUUUAAAUAUUCUGAAGAUUCAAAUCUCUUUAAGAUUGUUGAAACUGAUUCACAUUUUGCCUUUACUAUGGAUCAUUCAAUAUUUGAUGGGAAAUCAGUAAUGUCAUUAUCAAAAGAUUUCUUAUCAAAUUUAAACAAUACCCCAGCUUCCCAAAAUGUCAAUGAACCAAUUUAUAAAUUCAACCCUAAAGAUACAAUCUCUCCACCUUUAGAAACUAUCCUACAUCCAAACUCUACAAUUCCUAAAAGAUUAACAUCAGAUUUACCAAGAUUUGAAUCUGGUGUUCAUUCAUAUGGUUUAGGUAAACAUCAUUUCCAAACCAAAGUCAUCAAGAAGCCAUCAAACUUGAACAUGUCAUUAACAACCAAGAUUCAAACAUCAUGGGUCAAGGCAUUGAUUGAAAUGGGGUUCCCAAAAUCAGUUCAAUAUGAUACAUGUUUUGGAGUUGAUUCAAGAAGAUGGAUUGGUAAAUUACAAGAUUCAUCAAUUAGAUAUGGAUGUUAUUCAACUGGUUAUUUCCAAAGUAUUGAUCCAUUGAAUGUGGAUCCUCAACUUUAUAGUGAUGAAUUAAGAAAUGACGCAUUGACUGGUGAUAUUUUACAACCAUUUAUGAUGUAUGCUACAUCUGGAUUGAAUUGGGAUGAAGAAUUUUCUAAAAAUUAUAAGGAAAUGCAUAGAGGAUGUCUUGAAAUUACAAACAUUGGUAAAGUGGAAGAAUUAGAUAGUUGGUUUGUUCAAUCAACUUUUGAUUUGGCGUUUGUGUUUGGUAUUAAUUUAGUUGUCUCGGGUGAUGAUUUAAGAUUUGUAUUCACUAUGGUUGAUAAUGAAAAGAUUGAUUUACAAAAAUGGAGUGGGAUAAUUGAUAAAUUUGAAUUUUUCAUGAUUAAUCAUUAG
Molecule: messenger RNA, 1197 nt
Organism: Hansenula anomala
Lineage: Eukaryota; Fungi; Ascomycota; Saccharomycetes; Phaffomycetales; Wickerhamomycetaceae
Exons: 1
Coding region: 1-1197 (398 amino acids)
Source: RefSeq, a predicted model, not a curated record